CAUCCGUGGCGCCUACUGGAAAAGGGCGAGAUUUCUGGGCCCAGUUCAGGACAGCAAGCCACGCUGUGCUACCCGCGUCGAUGCUCUUGCCCAAGCGAGUCAAUCAAUGCUCAUCUGAUUUCGUCUUUCUCCGUUUCCCUCCUUUUCCUUUCACCCGGAGGCGAGGCCAACACCAGCCACUGUGCAGUCCUCUUCCGUGACGGCUCAGAGGAUUAAUUGAAUGCAUGGAGCACGACGAUGGCAACAAGGUUCCACUUCAGUUGGACUGGGAUCGACUCUUGCCUUCGCGAGACGACGAGCCCCCACCUACGCUCAUCAUCUCUCAACCCCCAAAAUUGGCUGACGCCGUUCUCGAUCAGCAAUCUCCAGUCGCUGAUAACCUAGAACGGUAUAGUGAUCGUGAUCUUAUGGAUUUACUCCGAAGGAAAAAACGCACCCUGGAGACCACUGGUCCGAAAUUGCCUGACAAAGGUGAAAAACUUCGAGUCCUUAUCAAACACUGUGAAGAUGAGUUGGCUCACAGGAAGAGGAGACGUGUGGACGAGAAAGUUGAUGAGAAUGAGAAGCCCAGACCAGCAACGAGCUCAAGUAUUGUUGAAAGCACAAAAGUUGAGGGGCCAAAAGUCGAGCUUGAUUCUGAUAAGGAGCCUGAUGAUUUGAUGUCUUCUGGAAAGUGGCUAAAAGGGAGGUCUAUUGACUUUAGGCAUGAAGAUGAAUCAUCAAAAGCACAUCCGCCACCCUCAUUUGCACCUUGUUUAAAUAAUAAAAUGAAAGAUACUGAUUGUCAGAAAACCAAUGCAUUUAGUAAAGAGUUAUCACAUUUCAAGCAUUGUCUCAGUCACAAAAUGAGACAUAAUGAAGACUUUUCACAGAAGAAAAGAAAGAGAGAUCAAUCAUCUUCAAGACAGGUGCCAUUCCAAUGCCCUAGCAACAUUUCCAGAUCUAAAACUGCUAGUGAAGAUAAAAGUCAGAGAGCAACUUCCACAUUCUCUCUGCAGAGAAUUGGGGAAAAGCUAUCUGGUUGCUUUCCAAAAAUCAAGGAUGCUUUUAAGGCUAUUCGGUCAGAUGGCCCAAGUUCUAGGAAGGAUCCACUCAUUGUUCUUGAUGAAGAGGAUGGACACUAUAAUUUGGAGGAAAUAGAUGAAGACGACAAAUUUGCUGAAUGCCUGAAAGAAGCUAGGAUUUAUUAUCCAUCAAGUGAUGAUCCGGAAUCUGUUGAAAUUAGUUACACAGAUAUGGAUUGUCUUGCCCCCGGAGGUUAUUUAACAUCAACUAUUAUGAACUUUUACAUACGAUACCUACAGCAGCAAGCAUCUCUGACGGACAGAUCAGUGACUGAUUAUCUUUUUCUUAAUACAUAUUUCUACAAGAAGCUUAAGGAUGCUGGUUCCUACAAGCAAAGUGAUAGAGAGACAUUCUAUGUGAAGUUCAGAAGGUGGUGGAAGGGUGUGAAUAUUUUUCAGAAGGCAUAUGUUCUAAUUCCCAUACAUGAGGAUCUUCAUUGGAGCUUGGCCAUUAUAUGCAUACCAGACAUGGAGGAUGAAUCGGGCCCAAUCAUAUUGCAUUUGGAUUCUCUGGGUCUUCACUCAAGUAGAUCAGUUUUUGAUAAUGUAAGAAGGUAUUUGAUAGAAGAAUGGAGAUAUUUGGUCCAAGAAUCUGUGUGUUCAGAUAUUCCUAUUGAAGAUGGAAUAUGGAAGAAUCUUGAUUGUAAAAUCAAAGAAAGAAUCAUCACGGUCCCUCAACAGAAGAAUGACUGUGAUUGUGGUCUUUUUGUGCUGUACUUCAUCAAGCGUUUCAUUGAAGAGGCUCCCAAAAGAUUGAGGAAGAAAGAUAUGCCCAUGUUUGGGAGGCAGUGGUUCCAGCCUGAAGAGGCAUCUGAUUUAAGAGUGAGAAUACGUGCUUUGCUUAAAAUCGAAUUUCGCAAGGCACAUAAGCAAAAAGCUAUCUCUCCGGACUCUGUCGUGACUAUCCAUGAUUCAUGACCUGGUAGUGUUGGUUGACGGAUUUGUGCAUAGUUCACGUUGCAGAUGCAGCUUUAUUUUCAGCCUCCUGGUGUCCAUACCGCACAAUAACCUAUUAGCGGCAUUCCAUACAAAAAAUGGUAAUGUUUGGUAUGCCCAAGGAUACUAACUUCAAGUCCUCGGGGUUGAGAUUACCCCAAAUCUCUGAUUGAAAUGUAUAGAGGAAAGAGAGUUGACAACUAAAAAAGGCAGGCUUGUAGAGGGGAGACAUCAAUUAUUUUGUACAUGUAACAGGCAUUGAAUAGGUUCAAACGCUUUACAAUGCUGACCUAGAUAUGGCCUUCAUAUAAUGAAAUUGAGCCGGUGGAUAUUCUUGCUGCGAGGAGUAUCACUCAUUUGCCUUGCACAGCCAAUUUGGUCUUCGAACAAGAGUAGUACUUCAUCAAUUUUCCUCCUAGCUAGUUUAAGCGGACACGAACCAUGUAGUUGCUUUUUCUCUUUUUGGAUGUAACUCAUUAUGGGCAGUCUUUUGGGCCAGGAUCUCCAAAAAUCAAACCUGUGUUAUUCUCCUUAGGACUGCUUACCAUCUUAACUGAUAAUUUGUUAGUAAAUUAUAUAGUCGUCUUUAUUAGUAUUUAGUAGUAACAGGUAAAUGUGUGUAAAAAUAUUCUCUAUCUUUUUCAAAAAAAUUUGGAUGAAAAAAUACGUAUCAAUUUUCCUCA
Messenger RNA from Neltuma alba, 2683 nucleotides. RefSeq names its product ubiquitin-like-specific protease 1D. Gene Ontology annotation, molecular function: cysteine-type peptidase activity. The record is from RefSeq and is a predicted model, not a curated record. Bases 225 to 1982 code for a protein of 585 amino acids. Lineage: Eukaryota; Viridiplantae; Streptophyta; Magnoliopsida; Fabales; Fabaceae. The transcript has 15 exons. Gene Ontology annotation, biological process: proteolysis.